Messenger RNA from Colletotrichum karsti, 2061 nucleotides. RefSeq lists its product as uncharacterized. The coding region runs from base 1 to 2061 and encodes 686 amino acids. Gene Ontology annotation, cellular component: SBF transcription complex; MBF transcription complex. The transcript has 2 exons. NCBI's taxonomy places the organism in Eukaryota, Fungi, Ascomycota, Sordariomycetes, Glomerellales, Glomerellaceae. The record is from RefSeq and is a predicted model, not a curated record. Gene Ontology annotation, molecular function: protein binding; transcription regulator activity; DNA binding.
AUGGUCAAAGGCAAUGCCCAGCCCGGCAUCUACAGUGCCACCUACAGUGGUAUCCCCGUUUACGAGUUCCAAUUCGGAGACGACCUCAAAGAACAUGUCAUGAGAAGGCGGCAGGAUGACUGGAUCAAUGCGACACAUAUUCUAAAGGCCGCCGGCUUCGAUAAGCCCGCCCGAACACGUAUCCUCGAACGAGAGGUCCAGAAAGAAAAGCACGAGAAGAUUCAGGGCGGCUACGGAAAAUACCAGGGCACAUGGAUUCCCCUCGACAAAGGCGUCGCACUCGCCCAGCGCAACAACGUGUACGAUCGCCUACGUUCCAUCUUCGAAUACGUCCCGGGCAACCAGAGCCCUCCCCCGGCCCCGCGACAUACCAGCAAACCCAAGGCACCAAAGAAGCCUGCCGUUCCAAAAUGGCCCAGUACGAAGUUCCAGCCGCAGCCCACACCCCAACCCGCUGCCAACACCUCUAUGCAAGCCGCACCGCAGCCGGAAGAAUUCGAGACUAUCGACGGCCUGAUGAAUGACGAUGAUACCCCAGACAACCUGACCGUUGCCUCAGCCUCGUACAUGGGAGAGGACGACCGCUUCGACAUGUCCCAUCAUUCGACCGGUCACAGGAAGAGGAAGAGGGAAGAGGCCAUUCAGGAUAUGACACAACAGCAGCAUUCGGUGUACGGAGACGAGCUCUUGGACUACUUCCUUCUCUCUAGAAACGAGAAGCCAGCAUACCGCCCCGAGCCGCCGCCAAACUUCCAACCGAAUUGGAUUAUCGACUCGGAGGAGCACACCGCCAUACACUGGGCGUCGGCCAUGGGAGACGUGGACGUGAUCAAGCAGCUCCGCCGCUUUGGCGCCAAUCUGUCAGUACAGAACGUCAGGGGUGAAACUCCCUUCAUGCGCUCCGUACACUUCACGAAUUGCUACGAGAAGCAAACCUUCCCCGCGGUGAUGAAGGAGCUGUUUGACACCGUCGACGCCCGGGACCACUCAGGGAGCACAGUGAUCCACCACGCUGCGGUGAUGAAGAAUGGCAGAGUAGUCAGCCACUCAUGUUCAAGAUACUACCUCGACAACAUCCUCAACAAGCUCCAAGAAACACACGAACCAGCCUACGUACAACAACUCAUUGACGCCCAGGAUAAUGAGGGUAACACCGCCCUUCACUUGGCAGCGCAACGGAACGCCAGGAAAUGCAUCAGGGCGCUCCUCGGCCGCCAGGCCUCCACCAACAUCCCCAACCACGAGGGCGUACGAGCAGAGGACCUCAUCGCCCAGCUUAACGCCACCAAGAAGGAACGCGGCCCCCAGCGGUCGUCAUCCCCCUUCGCCCCAGACUCCCAACGGCACGUCUCGUUCAGAGAUGCUAUGCCCGAAAGAACAACGACCAGCAAGAAACUCACCCUCUCCUCUUUCGACUCGGAAGCCGCCAACACGGUACAAUCGCGCAUCACUCCGCUCAUUAUGGAAAAGUUCCAAGAGCUCGCCGGUAGCUACGACGAAGAGAUCCGCGAGAAGGACCAGGCCGAGAAGGCAGCACGCCGCCUCCUGUCCAAUACGCAAGCAGAACUCGCCGCCGUGCGCCAGCAAAUCGCCGAGCUCGAAUCCCAGCUCGAGGCGGACGAUGGCGCCCAGAAGAUCAUGAGCGACGCGAACCUCGCCAAGCACCAGGUCAUGUCCCUCAUCACCCACCAGAACCGCCUCCACGUACAGCAGGCCGUCGACCAGGAGAUCAACAUGCUCAACGGCGACGUCGACGAGGCCACCUACGACGACCGCCUGUCGCUCGCGCGCCAGCUGCAGGCCAUGCUCUCGGAGCAGCGGCAGUCCGAGAGCGACUACGUCGAGGCCCUCAGCAUGGUCGGCACGGGCGAGAACAUUGACAAGUACCGCCGCCUGCUCCGCAAGUGCCUCGACGCCGCCGACACGGAGAACCUCGACGCCAACCUGGAUAACCUGCUCACCGUACUGGAAGAGGAUCGCGACCUCCCCGGCGACGGGUCCUCUGGCUCCGAGCCCAUGGACGUGGGGAUGAGCAUGGGCAUCGGCAUCGGCGGAGUGUAG